UGCACGCUGUCCACACCGCAGAGUUCUGCACAUCUAGCUGACAUAUAUCCUCGUGUUUUUCAUUAUCCCCAACCUUCUUUAUAGGAGUUCUAUUGAUCAAUAGGAGUUGGCCGCACUGCAUAUGCCCAUGACAUAAAAACAGGAUCCACCAGUCGCAUGAAUUAUCCCCCCAACAAUGAUGCCGUCCUUUCCGCGCCUCGCAUUCUUAGACUCGCUUCCAUCUGCUGGCACCAAUGGCGGUGUCGGACUUUCCGACCCUGCCACUGCGAGCCAGCGUCGUGCCAUGCUGGACCUAAUCAACCGCCUUCGUAAUACAGGGGUUCAGAGGGAUAUUGACCUCCCUAUGAUUGCGGUCAUCGGCAAUCAAAGUGCAGGCAAAUCAUCCCUUAUCGAAUCAAUUUCUGGCAUCACCCUUCCUCGUUCUCAGGGCACUUGCACAAGGUGUCCUACGGAGUGCAAGCUUACACAAGCAGACACACCUUGGACUUGCGUCGUCAAACUUCACUUUAUUACAGACGAACGUGGCUCACCCAUUAAACCCAUCAUCAUACCGUUUGGUGACCCCAUCCCUGAUAAGGUUCAUGUAGAAGAGCGUAUUCGCCGGGCACAGUGUGCAAUUUUGAACUCAAACACCGACCAUGAAAAAUUCCUCGAAGUUGUCAAGGUCCCAUCAGGUGGAAAUGAAAUAUCAUUUUCACGCAACUACGUUUCCUUGGAGAUUAGUGGUCGAGAGCUCGCUGACCUGUCGUUUGUCGAUUUGCCUGGGCUUAUCGCGAGCGUUGGACUUGCAGGUAAUGUCAACGACAUCAAGUUAGUGAAAGACCUCGUCACAUCAUACAUCGAGAAGCCAAGCUGUCUGAUCCUUCUCACGGUUGCUUGCGAAACGGAUUUUGAGAAUCAAGGGGCGCAUCACCUUGCAAAGCAACAUGAUCCAGAGGGGAAGCGUACAGUAGGUGUCCUCACGAAACCAGAUCGCAUUCCCCGUGGCGAAGAAGAAUCAUGGAUCCGUCUCAUCCGAAACGAAGUUGAACCGCUUGAUAACAACUGGUAUUGUGUCAAGCAGCCAAGCUCUCAUGAUAUUUCCCAGGGGAUAAACUGGGUUGGCGCUCGGAGCAUGGAGAGAGACUUCUUUGCAACAACAAAACCAUGGUCCAGCCUCGAUUCACAUCUACACCGGUUCCUUGGCACCAGCAGUCUUACAGAGCGACUCAGUGCAAUCCUUGCAGAGUUAAUCGCCAGAAGACUCCCUGAGAUUCAAGAAGAACUGCAGGAGGUAAUACUACAAGUGCAGAGUGAACUUGGAGAACUGCCGCCAGAGCCGUCGAGCAAUCCCGUGGGCGAAAUCCAUCAUGUCCUGAAUGGGUUCACCAGGGAGGUUUCGGAGUGUCUUAAAGGCACCCCGGACGAAAACGGACUUGUGCAAACAAUCCGAACCCAUUCUGAAAAGUUCAAACGAGAGAUAUAUUCCACGGCUCCUAAUUUCGUGCCAUGGGAGCGGAAAGAUACUCGCAGGCGAACAAAAUUGCCCGCCAUCAAGUUUUUGUCAAAUGAGGAAACUGUUGACCAAACGGAUGAAGGUGAUGACGACGAGCCCGGUCCAUCACCUGUUAUGCGUCGUCGCCCUGCUAAAAUUACCGUUAGAGCCAUCUACCAAGGCUAUGGGCGAAAUUCAUCAUAACAUGAACGGGUUCGCCUCGAUAUUUUUGGAGGAUCGUAAAGGAACCCCUGACGAGAAUGGGCUUGUACAAUCCCCACGACCUCAUUUCGCCAACGUCAAACACGAAGUCUAUCUCACGGCCCCUAUUCCCGAUCCAUGGGAGGGGAAGGAUACUCAGCGGCG
Pisolithus orientalis is the source of this 1840-nucleotide messenger RNA. Its product is annotated as P-loop containing nucleoside triphosphate hydrolase protein. Gene Ontology annotation, cellular component: microtubule; cytoplasm; membrane. Gene Ontology annotation, molecular function: GTPase activity; GTP binding; microtubule binding. The transcript is spliced from 6 exons. The record is from RefSeq and is a predicted model, not a curated record. NCBI's taxonomy places the organism in Eukaryota, Fungi, Basidiomycota, Agaricomycetes, Boletales, Pisolithaceae. The coding region runs from base 176 to 1678 and encodes 500 amino acids.